AUGGAAGAUGAAUACAGAAUAUUAAAUUUAUACAAAUCCAAACAGUAUGAUGAAUGUAUAAAACUGUGUAGUUCCUUGCUAUUUCGAAGGCAUGACCGAAUGGUAGAGUUUGUGCAAAUGCGUGCAAUGUCUAUACAAGCUAAAAUAAUUGGGAAUGGUUACGAAGAAGUUGAGUAUUCUUUACAAAAUGAUGAUUUAUUAUCAACUGCGGUUGCAAAAACUCCCCGACCGGGUACUACAUUCGUAAAAACACCCAGAACUAAUAUGCAAUCAAAAAGUGCAAUGAAAACUGGUGCAUCAACGACGAAGUCGCGUGGUUAUACGAAUACAGCACGUGCGUUUAGUGCCAGGAGCGCUCUUCAUACUGCAGCUCGGGCUUCACGGGCGGCCACUGCUUUGGCAGGGGUGCCCUUUGCCACCAAUACACCACUCUCUCUUCGAUAUCUCACAAAGGAGGAUAAGCUUUUUACUCCAGCAGCAAAAACUUUAUUUGAAUAUGUAUACUACAGCGAAGGCGACAUUCGUAAGGCGAUGGACAUAGCAUUUCAAGCACAGAAAAAUGAUCAAAAUGUCGAUUGGUGGUGGCAUUUUUCCUUAGCUAGGUGUUACUUAGUAUUAGGUAUGCACAGACACAGCGAAGAUUGCCUCCGACAAGCACUUAAACAAAACAAGCAUAUUGCUAUAUACCUCCGUUUAGUCGCAAUGUACGUAAGUUUAAACCAACCGUUAUCGGCACUAGAAGUUUGCAAACAAGGUUUGUCUGUGUUUCAUGAGUACACACCAUUAUCACUUGAACAAGCCAGGAUACAUGAUCAGAUGGGAAAUACCACAUUAGCACUUAAGGAAUAUCGAACAGUGGCUUCAGAAGAUCCAUCUAAUACAGAGGCAAUUGCUAGUAUAGCAACAUUUAAUUUUUAUAAUGAUCAACCGGAAAUUGCUCUAAGAUACUACAGACGAUUAUUAGCAACCUCUAAUCCUGGCCCAGAAAUUUACAACAAUCUUGGACUGUGCUGCCUUUAUUGCAACCAAUGGGAUUUGAUAUUGCCUUGCUUCCGACAGGCUCUCUACUUUUCUACAAGUCCUGAAAAUCGGUCUGAUAUAUGGUUUAAUCUUUCUCACGUUGCAUUGAUGAAUACCACUGCUGAUGAAGCCGCUCAAGUGAUUGCACUACUACAAUCAGGGAUGCGGCAAUGUGAUGUGGCUGGCAACUGA
Messenger RNA from Chilo suppressalis (striped riceborer), 1212 nucleotides. The record is from the annotation of a GenBank genome assembly. Lineage: Eukaryota; Metazoa; Arthropoda; Insecta; Lepidoptera; Crambidae.